Molecule: messenger RNA, 3922 nt
Organism: Linum tenue
Lineage: Eukaryota; Viridiplantae; Streptophyta; Magnoliopsida; Malpighiales; Linaceae
Source: the annotation of a GenBank genome assembly
GCAAGGCAGAAUACUCCGCCACUAUCUGCACAGCACAGCAACACAAAAGUCUGAUACCAACCAAAUGCACGGGUGCCCAAUUCGGCAGUUCCAGUAGCUUCCUUUUUCACUGUGCUCCCCUCGCGCUACACGUUCUCCGCAGCCGCAGCCGGGCCAGUCUUCAGAGCUCGCCGGAGUUCUAGCUAAGCCUCUCACACAGAAAUGGGGACGCCGUGGAAGGAACGGGAUAAUCCCCCGGGCAAGCUCCCGAUCAUGACCGCCUUAUUUCGGAAGGUACUUGACUCGAUCUCCGGCCGGCCGAGUUUGAAUUCGAAUUCGAAUUCGGAUUCUGUCGCCGCUCGCCGUAGUCUUCGAUGGUCGGCGUCGUCGUCUUCGUCCUUGUCCCUGGGAGUGUUCGAUCGGCUGCCGCUCGAUGUCUUGGUGCAGAUUGUGAGGCUGGCUGGGCCGAAGGACGCUGCAAAGCUCUGCGUGGCUAGCAAGUCGUGGAGGUCGCUCGUGUCGGAUAAUCGCCUCUGGAUUUUCUUCCUCCAGGACGAAGAUGAGCCUUGGAAUUGGGACUCUGUGUUCUUUUCCGAGAUGAAUCUCCGUUCCGGCUAUCCUGUCCAGAUAUACCCGAGUGAUAUGUCUACCGAGCUAUCUCUGAUGCGCAUAUACGGCGAGAGAAUGAAAGUGCCUGGUGCUGUUAUCAUUGAUGGUGGGUCGGGCUAUUGCAAAUUUGGGUGGAGCAAAUAUGAUAGUCCAUCUGGGCGGUCAGCCACAUUUUUGGUGUCAAAUAUGCAGGAAUUUGGCAACAUAGAGUCCCCAAUGUACUCGAGAUUGCGGCAUUUUUUUGCUACUAUUUAUAGCAGGAUGCAAGUUAAGACAUCUACCCAGCCAAUUGUCUUGUCUCUUCCAAUAUGCCACUAUGAUGAUACUGACUCUGCCAGAGCAUCAAGAAGGCAACUGAAAGAAGCUAUCCACUCUGCUCUCUUUGACAUGAAUGUUCCAGCUGUUUGUACUGUUAAUCAGGCAAUUCUAGCACUUUAUGCUGCACACAAGACUUCUGGAAUUGUUGUUAAUAUUGGUUUCCAGGCGACUUCUGUAGUUCCUAUUUUAAAUGGAAAAAUAAUGCACUCUGUGGGUGUGGAAGCUAUCGGCAUCGGUGCCUUAAAAGUUACAGGUUUCCUGAAGGAGCAGAUGCAACAGAACAACAUAAAUUGUGAAUCUCUUUACACCAUUCGGACACUGAAAGAGGUGAAUAUCUUCAUGUCUCUCUUGCUGUUUUGAUUCCGAAUUUUAAGGUAAUUGACAUCUUCAUAUCUUCCAUUAGUGUAGUACUAGAUUGCUAUUGGUUUUAGUACUCUACACGGUAGACUUAAAAUAAGUUGUUGUCCUGUGUGCUUCUUGCUGCGGCCUCAUAGUUUCGAAGACUUGCCAAACCAGAGUUAAUUCCGUUUAAUCCCUAUUCCAAAUCAGUAAACUGUAUUGUUAUUCUGGCUAACCCAGGCUCUUGGAGGCAAACAUACUCAUAGAAGAAAUCUGUCAGCAAGUAUGCAGAUAUAUGUUCUCCUCGAACCUCUGCUAUGUUGCUUAUGAUUAUCAAGCUGAGCUGUCCAAAGACACAAAAGCAUCCAUGGAAAUCCCUGGAGAAGGGGUGUUUACACUUUCGAAUGAACGCUACAAAACAGGGGAGAUCUUGUUCCAACCGCGGCUUACAGGAAUGCGCGGGAUGGGGCUGCAUCAGGCUGUUGCACUUUGCAUCGACCAUUGUCAUGCUGCAGAGUUGACUGGCGACGAUUCUUGGUUCAAAACCAUAGUUCUGACAGGAGGAACAGCAUGCUUACCCGGACUUGCAGAACGCCUCGACAAGGAAGUUCGUCAGCUACUUCCCGCCUCCUCAGGCAACGGGAUCAAAGUAAUCCCACCUCCAUACGGAGUAGAUACUCCAUGGUUCGGGGCUAAGCUCAUAAGCAACUUGAGCACUUUCCCGGACUCCUGGUGUGUGGUGAAGAAGAACUUCCGUCGGAAGUCGCGUUUCAAUCUGGCCUGGUGAAGGUUUCCCCCCGGUGAGAACCAAAAUUAGAGUGGUGUAUUAAUUAUCUUCUAGUGUGUAUUACAGAUCAAAUAAAUAAAAGUAAAUUAAGUAAGAGGUUCAAUUAGUGUUACUGUUCCUUUCUCUUUGUGUUCGGCACGGCGAUUCAUAUUAGAGCGAGUUCGUAGCACCAGUAGUACCUCAGAUCAACAACUUGGGGUCGAGCCCCCGUCAAAAGUGUCAUAUUAUGUCCAUAUUUCGUAAUUCGUAUGACAAUACUGUAUAUUUGAAUCAAGUAAAGAAAUUCUAUAGUUCGGGUACCAAAAGUAUGAUUAACUACCUAGAGUGACAUUGAAGUACGUCAAUCUGUCCACGUGGUGUCGCGUGAUUGGGAGCUUCUGCAAGCUAGCACUCCACAUAAGCAUUUUCUCUGCCUCCAAACUAAAAAAUAAAGGAAAAAAGACCCAUAUUUUCAGUUUCGUCUCAGUUCCUGGCCUGCUGGUAAGAUCGUUUGGACGUUUGAGAUUUGAGAAAUCCCCGGUAAGUUGAAUCUCCGCGCUCUUCCCUUCCUUGGUCUGGUUCCCUUCCAAUCACGGUGGCUCCUUCAGCUCCACCGGCCGUCUCGCGAAGAAAGCCGCAGCCGCCGCCGACAUCGUCUUCUUCUUCUUCUUCAUUCGAUCCUCCCUCUUCGAAACCUCAGUCCUCCAGAAUCGUGAGCAGAGAGCCGAAACCUUUCUGGCAGGAGGGUUGGUUCAUCUGGCUGCUGUUCGCCAUGGCUCUCGCGUGCUUCGGUCUCGCAGUGUUUCUCUUCCUCAACCUCGAUCUAGAUCAGGCCUCCUUCUCCCCUGCCUCCGCCGCUUCAUCUUCUUCCUCCUCCUCUGCUCAAGGUGUUGAGAUUACGUAUGGCUCAGUUUUGAAGUUGAUGCACGAGAAGACCAAGUACCGUCUGCAUUCCCACGAGGUGCCUUAUGGCUCCGGCAGUGGGCAGCAAUCUGUUACAGGAUAUCCCAAUGUCGACGAUUCCAAUAGCUAUUGGAUUGUGAGGCCUGUCCCAGACACUAAUGCUAAACAAGGCGACACCGUAACAGCUGGGACGGUAUUCCGUUUGCAGCACAUGAAAACUAGAAAAUGGCUGCAUAGCCAUUUGCAUGCCUCCCCAAUAUCUGGCAACCUUGAGGUUAGCUGUUUUGGCGGGGAAAACGAAUCUGAUACAGGAGAUCAUUGGAGACUUGUUACUGAAGGUGGUGAAAAGACAUGGAAACAAAAUCAAAGAGUUCGAUUGCAUCAUGUUGACACUGGUGCCUACCUACACAGCCAUGACAAGAAGUACCAGAGAAUAGCUGGGGGACAGCAAGAGGUUUGUGCUGUUCGGGAAAAGCGUGCUGACAACGUCUGGUUAGCUGCAGAAGGUGUGUACCUUCCCGUGGCUGGAAGCAAGUAGAAGGACAAAUGCUUCUGACAUUGGUAUAAAACAGGUGCAUGGUGGUGCUGUUUUUUCAAUUCUCCAGGUCCUUGGUUGCCCCUGCCUGCUUCAUAUAGGGCAUUAGACGUGUCAUUUGUUCGCAGAGUGUGCUAAAAUAGAUGACAAUACACUGCAAAGUUCUUCACUUUAGUAGUAAGGGUACGAGAAUGUGCUGAGGCCGUCCGUAUGUUUUAAUGUUUGAAGGUGGAUUUUGUUUCAUGAUCGGCUUGCAACUUGAGGCUGGAUUCUAUUUCAUGAGUCAUUGAGUAGUCCUGCUUGAACAAAUCCCAUAUGCUCUGAUUUCGUCGGUAUACGAACUCGUUCUUCUAUUAUCUCGGUCGGGGAUAUAUAUGCUGCAGGUUUUGUGUCCUAAACUUCCACAAAAGGGCCUUGAACUGCAGAAGCACAAUCUCGGACUUAGGUUCUUCCAAGUCUACCAUUCGCGACAC